This is a messenger RNA of Vigna radiata var. radiata (mung bean), 669 nucleotides long. Its product is annotated as histone chaperone ASF1-like. The record is from RefSeq and is a predicted model, not a curated record. Bases 1 to 669 code for a protein of 222 amino acids. The transcript has 4 exons. Lineage: Eukaryota; Viridiplantae; Streptophyta; Magnoliopsida; Fabales; Fabaceae.
AUGUGUUGGAUGUGNAGGCCGUGUGAAGGCUGCAAAGCCUGCCCUUUGCUAGAUGCUGCUGUUGCUUAUUUUAUUUGGAAUGAAGCUCUUCACGCUGCACCAUUUCUUAAGAGCUUAGAGUCGGAAUUGGAAAGGAGAGAAUGGGAGAAUGUAGCUUCUUAUCCAACACCAGCAAACAUAGCGAUUGUCAAAGAAUUCUAUGCUAAGGCAAGGGAAAUUGGUAACAGUAAGAGAGAAGCCUACACUAGUUAUGUGAGAGGGAAGAUCAUUCACUAUGAUCUGGUCACUAUAAACAGGUUUCUUAACACUGAGUGGGCUGGUGAACAGUGUCAGUAUGCACUGACUUUGGAGGAAGGAGCUAACUAUGAGGCACCCAUUCAGAGAGAACUUUGUAUGUGCCUGGAGGACGCUUUCAGAGGAACAGGAAUGAGGCACCCAUUCAUAUUAGGAGAUGAGGGACAUGUAUAUGUCCCUGAGGGAGGCGAGGAUGUAGGCAUUGGACAGAAGGCAGAGGAUCAGGCACAAGCUAGUGGAUCUGGAGCAGUUGAAGCUGCAGCCAUGGAUGAUGAUGAUGAAGAUGAUGAUGAUGAAGAUAGUGAUGACGAAAAAGAUGAGGAAGAGGAAGACGACAAAGAGGAGGAUGAGGAUUCAGAUGACAGUCAAGGAUAA